UUGCCUGGCCAGCCAUCCUCACUCUCCACAGAUUAUGUUUCAUCAAACAAAAUUGUCAUAUCAUGGAGCGCUCCUACUGAUGUAGGGGAUGGAAUAAAAGGGUACUUUGUUGAGUGGCAGGCUGAUGGAAUAUCCGAAAUUCAACAAAAAGUAGUUGCAGAGAGGAGAGCUGCGACACUGGAUAAGCUAACACCCUACACGAGGUAUGAAAUUCACGUGAGAGCAGAAAAUGAUAAGGGAGAUGGCCCUUGGUCAGUUUUACUAAAAAUGAGAACUAACGAGUCAGGUGAGUAAUGGAAUGACCCAUUAACAUGUAAAAUAAUAACAUGUAAAAUGUUGAUAACAAAGGUUACUCGACCCUUUGACCCCAAAGAGUGACAAGCUUUUUAUUUCUCCUUACAAUGUUACCCCUGAAUCAAACAUGAAGGUCACGAGAAUAAAGGAAAUGAUCACCAUAUAAAGAAUCCCUUGAUUGUUAAAAAAAAAUCAUUGUAAACACCUUAGUUUAUGUGUAGAGAGCCUUAUGGAGAAUAUGCAUACUGAUGUUAGGGCGUUCAGGUGUGUUCACUUCCACUUUCUCAUCAGUGAUUCUCAUUAAUUCUGAUGAUGUCAGUUGUGUGAAUUUGAUACUAAUGGAUCAACUAAUAAACCCCCAACUGAUACUCUCCUUUAUCCUCUCCACUUGUCCACUGUGUUGUGUUUAUAUCGCCAGGAGAAAUUCUUUCCUGGUUACCUAGGGGAGUUAAAGUGUUAAUAGAUGUUGUUAGUUUUUCCUUGUAGUAGCCUAAAAAUUGAGCACCUAACAUUUUCUUUGUACGAAGUUUGGUAACAGAGGAAGAGUGUUCUUGUUCAGAAAUUAUUCUAUUUAAGUCAUUCGAUUUGAUUUUGCACUGCACAUGCGACUGUGCAUUUAUAUAUGUUGCCACAUUGAAAAGCUCUAAGUUCAUAAUUGUAUUGUGUACUUGUAUGGUGUGACAUGAAGUGUUUCAUACAUGUAAGCAAGUAGCUAAGAAAAUGGCAUGUUCCCUAUACAUGUACUGAAAAUCCUAUAUAUAUAUAUAUAUGUAUAUAUAUUAAUGUGUGGGUAGAGUCUGCCUUGGCAUAAAGUGCUCAAUGCUGUGGUAGGGUAGCGGAGGUGAGUAUAUAUAAGUGAAAGAAUCAAAGAGGAAGCAUCGAUUCACUGUUACUCUGAGUUUCGCGCCUAAGCGCUCGUCAGACAGAACUUUAUUCAAUGAAGAACAUACCUCCUUAUAUACAAAUUAGAUGGGUAGCUAAUUAAUUCACUAGUGUGAUGAUAUGAUCUACGUGUGAAAUAAAGAUUCUAUAGAGCUAUUUUUGGCGGCUUGUGAAAUUUGCUAACUAAAACUUAUUCUCGUGGCGGCAUUUAGAAAUGACUUCUGUUCUUUUGUUUAAUAAAGACGGUUUCUUAGCUCUAACUAAAUAAAGUUUUUCUGUGAGGCACAAGUGGCACCGCUUACCUUUGUUGCUGUAAGGUCGCUAAAAUACUCCAGUUUAUUGUAAAAUUGGUGUUGUUGUCUUUGAAUGUCUAGAUAUGCUUUGACAGUUCCGUGCUGUUUGAAUAGUUUCUCUUCCGAAAAGAAAGUUUGUGUUGCGUGUAACGUUGUUUAAAAGUUCCUUCAGUUAGUCCAAUGUAAUUCUUUCCGGUUGUAUCAUUUUCUGUUGUUACGUUGGCGUUGUAGACGACGCUUGAAGUGAGGCAGUUGUUUUUCAGAGGGCAGUCGUUUUUUUCCUGCAGUUACAUUUGUUUCCCGUGGAGGGUGUCUUGCUUGUUUCGAGGAUUUUUCUGUUGUGCUUCUUAAUUAUGGUUUGUAGGUUGUCUAUACAGCUAUAACUGACUUUCAUGUUGUUUUUGUUGAAGAUUUUGCUGUACCGGUGAUUUUUCGGGAACAUUUCCCGAAAAAUCACCGAUACAGCAAAUACUGGAGUAUUUUAGUGACCGCCCCGGCCUACAGCCACAAAAGCAAGCGGUGCCACUUGUACCUCACUUGUACCUUCAUUGAAUAAAGUUCUGUCUGACGAGCGCCUAGACGCGAAACUCGGAUUAACAGAGAAUCGAUGCGUCCUCUUUGACUCUUUCACAUAUAUAUAUACAUAUAUGUGUGUGUGUGUCAAGCAUAGUUUUGAUCUUUUGUUCUUUUAUAUUAUAUUUGACUCAAUCCAGCUCCCACAGUUCCUGGGAAUUUCAAAUUGACUGUUAAGUCAUCCACAGUAAUUAAAGCGUCGUGGACUGCGCCCUUGAAGCUUAAUGGUGUCUUCAAGCGUUACGUGCUAAGGUAUGGUUUAUCAAAAGAUAGCAUAAAUAAACAGGUGUAUCUCACAACCACAGAGUACUUACUGACCCCGCUGGAUGAGUUCUCUACUUACUAUGUUCAAGUCCAUGCUGAAACGGCUGUUUCCGGGCCUGCCUCCAGUAUUCUUUCGGCAAAGACAAAAGAAGACGGUUAGUGCCGUUAUAGGUUGUUGUUAUUGUUGUAACUGUUGUUUAUUUUUGCUUUGGUUUUCGUUCGUCGAUGUCUGCAGGAGGCAGCCACAUUUAGCAUCAAUUAAAUAACUUACAAGUACCACGCGAUACUUUCAAUGUUUGCGUCACUUCAUGUUACAGGUUUUAAUUGUUUUUGGUUAAAAAUGUUUUCUCCCCGGAUGACGUACUGAAUGUAAAGAAAUACAGCAGAUCUUUAGAACCAAAGCAUGAGCACAGCUAGAAGAUAAUGGGUUCAUGACCAUGACCUAUUUGCCUUUGAGAAUGGUGACAUGUCAAAAAUACGUCAUGUUUAAUAAUGGUCAUAUCGGUCAUCGAUCUUCUAAACUACAACAUUCUAAGUUUAAUGAAGAUGUUAGCUGACAUAGAUCUUCUAAUUCUUUUACUCUGACUUGCAACUAAAGCUCCCAGUUCCGCUCCAAUCAUUAACAAACACGAAACAAAGGCCGAGGAUGCGCACACCAUAAGAGUCAAAUGGAAUGAAAUUAAAAAAGAGGAUCAAAACGGCCUCAUAUUGCGAUAUGAGGUUUCAUACAAAGAAGAUGGAACAGAAAAAGUGUUGGGUUUUAAAAUAAAAAAAACAAACACAAUUAUCACGGACUUGAAGCCAUUAACGUCAUACUGCAUCCAAGUUCGAGGGUUUACAAGUGUAGGAAAGUCACCACUGAGCCCUUGCUUUCAUGUCCAGACAUUGGAUAAAGGUAUGCCAUCAUUGAAUUUAGUUUGAUUCAUCAUCAUCCUUGAAUUAAGGAAGUAUGAUUUGAGAAGUUUUUUCGUCGGGGAAACAAAAGACGACGACAACAAUAGAAAAAAAAAUAGUUUAAUAACCGAGGCUUUGGUCGGUUUAAACUACACUCAAUUUCUGAAGAAAAACUUCUGUUUCUGUUUUUCCAAGAGUUGUUUUUCUUGAGGUGCGCGUGGCACACUAAACUCUCUAACCAAAAAUAGCCUAAAAUCUCCUGGGAUUUUCGUUUUUCUUGGCCUUAAUCUUUUUUGUUGUUUUAUAUUAACUUUAUUUUGUUUGUGUCUAUGUUAGCUUGUUUGUUUGUUUUUUCUUCACUGUGGUUAUUUGAGCUACUGAGUAAUUAAUUCCGUACCAUGGCUACUGUGAAUAAUUCGAGGCAGUUCAAACUGUUCUCUGAAAAGAUUUAACCACUCAAACUUAUUCAAAUCUUGUACUGUUAUUUAUUUUAAAAGGUCCAAGCCAUCCGUUCAAUGUUAAAGUUCAGGCCGUUUCUUCUGUUUCAAUUCUUGUAACGUGGGAUAAACCUGCUCACUCUAAUGGAGACAUAAAGGAAUAUGUAAUAUUUUAUGGAACCCGCGAGGAUGUACAGAGUAAUGAGCGAAAAGUGACUGGAAACACGCGGGAACGUAUAAUAGACGGCUUGAACAAAUAUACCACUUACUAUGUGAAAGUCAGGGGUAGUGCAUCUACACCAGGAAAUGCUUCUGAAAUAUUAAAUGCAACAACUUUCGAAGAUAGUAAGUAGAUACUAAUGAUUCAAGUUUUCAAUUGUUACUUGUACCCCGGUAAACAUCCGAUAGACCAUUUCUUAGAUGUAUCAUUUUGUAGAGCGUCCGACUGCCGUGCGGGGGGGGGGGGGGGGGGAGGGGGGGGGGUCGAGGAUUCAAGUCCCAGACAUUUAGUUACUGUGGGAAAAGUGCGAAAAAUCAAUUUGAAUUAAAAGAGAGGAGAUGCAGCGAAUAAUGGCAUGGUCAAGUGUGAUAAUACAUUAUGAUAAAUUAUACUACUGAUUCCAUAAUAAUUUCGAAGUUAUUGGCAACAAUAAAUGUUGGAAAAUAGUAAUUGUUUCGCGAUAAGCUCAGCAUUCGUAUUUGCUAGGUUAGUGAUUUACAUGCUUUUCUCGUUCUCAUCUUUUUACCAUCGCAUUUAUACUAUAAGAUCCAUGGAAUGAGGACUCUGACGCUUAAAUAACUGACUGCAUCAUCGGUUGUUUGAUUGAUUGAUUUUCUACUCUAAUUAUGAAUUUGAUUUAUUUCUUUUUGCAUCCUAGGUCCUGGACCGCCAAGGGAGUUUAGGGCUCAGGUGGUAAUAGCUAAUAAUGUUUAUCUUACAUGGAAGGAGCCUGAUAGUUCUAACGGAAUUGUAAGGUUCUAUGACAUAAGGAUCCUCGAUAAUAUAACAGGCUUACAGGUCAUAAAGGUUGGCAGCCAGAGCGCUGACGUGCAGUCAGACAUACAGCAACACAGUAGGUUGAUAAAACGUCUCGAGUACUAUACAGACUACACGUUCACAAUCCAGGCCGUCACAAUUAAACCUGGGGAAAUGGCUAACGCCACAGCAAGAACAGAAGAAGGAGGUAUAGUCCUUACCUUUUCAUAUCGAAUGAACCUGGUCGAAGAUUUUCUCUCUUUUCUUCUCAAGUAAUGGAACCAUUUUGUGUAUUAAGAUCUCUAAUAUUAAAAUCGUCCAGUUGGCUUUUAACAGUAACUCUGUGGGUAAGGGGCAUAGCACACGAGUGUGAACAUGAUUAGCAGCACGCGAACGAUAAAGGCGACUAUUCAACACAACGGUGACGAUAAAAUAGAAUAAACAAGUUGAAUGAAAAGCGCUCGUUGAUACCGUGGGGAUUUUUUUUUCUCGUCACCUUAGUCCCACCAAUAGUCUAGCUUUAUUUUCUGCAUAUAAAAACACACUCGAAACGUCAGCCUUGAAACUCUUUACGGUGGCCAAUUUACUUUAUCAGCUCAAUUGACAAUACUUACUUAGCCUGUUAUACUUUCCCACCGAGCACAUGCGAAGAGGUGUGACCGCUUUAUCCUACCCUUCCAUUGCCAAUGUCCGUCUGUUACGCGAAUUGCACACGCAUGGGAAAGCUAACACCCCAUGUAUUUUUACACCAUUACAAGUUAACUCCUCUGGAAACCUUCCGUAUCUUCGCAAUACAAUGGUUUGCUCUCAAAGCAAUUAUGAUUUGUUGUAGCCCCAAGUCAGCCUAGAGAUGUCACUGCGAAACUUGACAAAGGUGAACUUUCUGCUACUGUUACAUGGAAGGAUCCUAAAAACCACAAUGGAAUUAUCAUCAUAUACACGGUGAGCUACGCUGCAAAAAUCUAUUUAUUAUCAACUCUAAACUAUAUAAAUAGGCGUACUAAUGGUUUCGAAGCGUGCAAGGUUACAUUUCAGUCUUAGCUGAGAAUUAUCUUGUAACCUUGUAAGAUUUUUUUCACUAGUCAAGUGAGACCCCCAACAACAGCCACGACUACAACAAAGAUAGACCACAAAAAAAACAAAAACAAAAACAAAAACAAAAACAAAAUCAGCUGAUUUUCGCAAAUUGUGCACGCGACAUUGUUAUAUUACGUAAUUUGAGAGUUUGACUUUACUUUGUUGGUUAUUUCGUCUUUUUUUUGUUUAGUGUUUGUUUCUAUCUGAAUUUGUUCAUUUGUUCUUUUCUUCGAGGCUGAUUAAAAUGUGUGAUAACUAGUCUGCUUGCAUGCAUGUUGUCGUGCUCAUGUAAUCCAAAGCUUCAAUUUUUGAGAGAUAAUGCCUUACUUAAGGAUGAGUAUGCUUUGGAUAUUUCAGAUUCUAUCACCGGUUGCCACAGUCGAUUUUUUUAAUGUUCUUUUCAGUAAUGACAGAAGUAGGCUUUCAUAUAGAAAUUGUAAGAAAAUUAAAUAACCACUGCCUAUUUCCAGCCAUUGGAACCCUGAGACUUAAGUGUGUGCUGUGAAUUCUGAACGAAUUUUUUUCCCCCUUCUAAAUGCCACUUCAUUUGUUUCUCUUUCUGUGAGAUGUUGUAUCUUCCUCGAUUUUCAGGUAUACUUAGAGGGUAAAAGAGCACAUAACAAUUCCUUUCAUCAUAACCACGAAAUAGUAUUAAACCAGAGCUCUCGGAGCACAGAGAUACGUAUAGAAAAGUUGAAGCCUGGUACAAAAUAUGGUGUUUAUGUGAAAGCAAAAACAGCCAAAGGAUAUGGAACCGCAAGUGAUCCUGUAAUGCUGGACACACCAUCAAAACGUAUGUGA
This is a messenger RNA of Pocillopora meandrina, 6491 nucleotides long. The record is from the annotation of a GenBank genome assembly. Lineage: Eukaryota; Metazoa; Cnidaria; Anthozoa; Scleractinia; Pocilloporidae.